GUAUCAUUGACUCAACUUUUUACCCAUAUGAAAUGCCUCAUAAUUUUGUUGUCGCAGAAUUUAUGCCUCGACGUUCAGCUCGUUGGACCUCCGGCUAUGGGAUCUUAAAAGCCACUUCCCUGGCAACUCGUCCUUUUCUAGCGCUGCGGAUCUCGCGCACUGACAUAGGGUUCCAUAAUAAUUCGUGGAAUGAUGGAGAUUUUCUGUUUGUUAUAUCACCUCAGAAGCCAAGCGGGGUGAAUGAGGGGUGCUACUUCACUCUUGGAUCGUCACUGGACGAAGGCAGCAAGAUGUUGCAUGUUGAGCCCCCCUUACAUCCAGAAGGGGGCACUCUCUACGUCCAUACAUUUCCAAAGCUUCUAGAGGACAUCGAAUACGAGCGGCCAGCCUCUGUGGCUCACCUCCCGCAUCAACUUGAAGAAUCUAGUUAUCUCACCUUCUGUCGUGCGGUCUUGGAUGACUAUGACAGAAUGCUGCAAGAAAAAUACACAAAUGAGGAACGGUCAUCCGGUGGUAGCGAACCGGUGGGGGACGAAUGGGAUAUGUGGAAUACCCAGCAACAGACGGAAGGGGCGCCCCAAAAGAAUGGUUAUGUUUUCGAAUAUUUGGAACCACAGAGUUUCGACUUGUCUGCUGUCGAACCACCGUCCAUUUAUCAAGAUUUACUUCUGUAUAACCAACUUACUGCAGACUACUCGUGGAUGGGUGUAACUGUUGCUGUGAACUGGGCUGUGAAGUUGAGAAACUUUGAUCGUGCGCACGAGACUCGAUGGAGCAGCCUCCUUCUGCCGGAUUCUUCGUUUAGUGGGAAUGUGCCAACCUUCGACGGAAAUAUCAAGGAACAUGCUCUAAUGCUCUGGUCGAUGAAGAUUCCCUUUGACGGUGACCCCCCUAUAAGCUCACCAUCACCCGAUGAUUGGGACUCAGAUGAUGGGCCAUAUAUCAAGCUCGACCUCGUCCCAAAGUCCAUGUCUCCGGUGUCGGCUCCAUCCACUAGAGUUAUCGCCUUUGACCUCUUUGGUACUAUCUUAGAUCGUGACGGCGCCAUAAAUGAUGCUAUGCGGCUGCUGUCGCCAACGCAUCCCGACAGACACCGACUGUCUGAAUUGUAUCUCGAGUGCGAACUCAUGAGACACAGAGACAACUCUGAUGCACCAUAUACCUCCAUCGUGCGGCAAGCUCUGGAGGAUGUCUGUGUGUUUCUGGAAGUGCCGCUAAGCGAAGUCGUACUCUACAAAGCUGUCCAGGCUGUACUGCAACCUAGUUUAUAUGCCGAUGCAGAAGCAGCUGUAGGGAUGCUCCUGUAUCAGGGUUAUGCGCUGCUCGGUCUUCUGAUCCCGGACGCAAGGUCUUUUUUACCUCCGCCACUUCCAUUUGGCCUCAAUGUCGAUAACGAACCUGCUCCCCUUUCGAAUCUAUUCAGUCAAAACCACUCCAUUUUUUCAGGCCUCUUGGAGCGCUGUCGCUCAGCAUGUAGUACUGCCGAAAAAAGCCAGGUUCUGGUAGUGACAUCUAGUUGUUACCAAGUGAUGGAACCGGCAAGCAUGGCAGGUUUCCCAACUGUUCUUGUUAGACGUCCUGGAGACCUGGGAUCAGGAGUCAACCUCAGGACAAGUCGCCCUACCCUGUUGAUAGACAGCUUGCAAGCUCUACCCGUAAAGCUGCAGAACACCUCACUUAUCCAUUGCCCUUCACCGCCUCAAAUGCAACCUUAUCUUGGCUGUACAAUGCCAUUGCGUGUCCGUGGCAUGUAUCAGAUGACAAAGUUGCUUGGAACGGGAGGCUCUGGAUACGUUACUAGUGCUUUCCAUAUCCUCACAGGCACAGAAGUUGCACUCAAAUCAGGGACUGCAUUGGAAGAUGCACCAGACAUGCCUUGCGUAGUGCGUUACGAAGCUAUGGUGUAUAGCCUCCUGCGCGGUCACCCAGGCAUACCAUCAUGCAAAUGGAGUGGCCUGGAUCGAGGAUCAUAUUUCUUGACUCUGGAACAUCUAGGUGCGAAUCUCGAACAGCUCCGCAGACUGUCCAGGGGCAAACUUCCUUGGAAGACCGUAGUCAUGCUUGGAGUCCAAAUGUUGAACAGAGUUGAAUUUGCCCACUCGCGUGGAAUCAUACUACGGGACAUCAAGCCUGAGAAUUUUGCGAUGGGCAUUGGGGAAAAGUCUCACUUUGUCUAUCUAUUGGACUUUGGUUUGGCGAAGCUUUAUGUCAACCCAUCCACAGGAGCACAUAUACCAUAUCGUGAAGGUCGCAUUCCAUUGGGGACCAUGUCAUAUUCAAGCUACAAUGUGCAUCUCGGACGAGAACAAGGACGGCGAGACGAUCUUGAAGCAUUGGGCAAUGUCCUACUAUAUCUCUUGCACGGCCGUCUUCCAUGGGAAGAUAUCUACGCACCCAACAAAGAGGCCAAAUUGCGUCGAAUGGCAGAGAUGAAAGCUGGGUCUGCAGCAUUUCGUGACCUGCUCACACGUUCUCCUGCUGAGUUCACAACCUACUUUGAUCACUGCCGCAGUUUGAAGUUCGAAGAAAAGCCGAACUAUGGGUUGUUGAGACGGUUGUUCAGCCAGAUAAUGGAGAGGGAAGGGUGGACAGGAAAUACAAGGUUUGACCCACUGGAUGGAAGUUCUGACAAAGGUACACUGGUACCCCAAGAGUAUAAGUUAGAUGUCCGGUUCACAGGGGGAGAUUUGACCACACUACAGGUCAUGAUAGCUCGCUUUCUUUGGAAGAGGAAGAUACUGUCAGGCGUAAAGGAGCCUUCCUGCUAACCCACACCUCCAGCGUACAACAGCACCUCCUUGAAAGUGGGCAUGACUGUUUCGAAUGGUGAGUGGACUGAGUAAUGCAAGGAACGAGCCAACAUUUGAGUCAGAACCGGGCUACUACGCUGAUGGACGCUACGGGAUCCAUAUUGAAAACGUUGUUAUCGUCCGGGAGGCUGAGACUCCAAAUAAUCUCGGGAAUGGGUAUGAACAUGUAACUAUGGUGAGCGUCUCGAUAGACUGACUCUAAAGUAGUGUCCUAUCCAAAUGAAGUCGUAUCAUGCGGAGACACUGGAGAAGGUGGAACCUUUGCUCCAUAACGACCCGCGCGCUCUUGAGUGGCUAGAAAGAGAGUUCUCCUGUGUAGAAGAUGAUCCU
Molecule: messenger RNA, 3140 nt
Organism: Suillus plorans
Lineage: Eukaryota; Fungi; Basidiomycota; Agaricomycetes; Boletales; Suillaceae
Product: kinase-like domain-containing protein
Exons: 8
Coding region: 33-2768 (911 amino acids)
Biological process (GO): signal transduction; peptidyl-serine phosphorylation
Cellular component (GO): cytoplasm; nucleus
Molecular function (GO): ATP binding; protein serine/threonine kinase activity
Source: RefSeq, a predicted model, not a curated record